AACAAAAUUUUUAAUUGUUUCGAAUAGCAUUGUUAUCUUGUGACACUACUAUAUUUAUUUAUUAAAUACUGCUUCAACUUAUCAUGGGUAAAUUAACAUACUGCAUUGCAUUUUAACAAUUAGUUGUGUUUACUUUAUGCCUCACCCAGGUGGUUGAAACUCCACCUGGUUUUUCUUUUGUUGCAGCCCAGUGGGUGCACUGUAUAUAAUAGUACAUUUAUUGGUUUAUGAAAAAGUCUGUCCCGUAAGUAAACAAAGUAAACCUGUAUACAGUAAGAGGAUGGAGUAAUAAAAGCUUUUAUAUUAGACCAGUCUGCUGGUUUGCAGCAUCAGAUCACUGGAGGAGGCAAAGCAUGUUACUUCUUUCUGUGCUGUAAAAGCCAAAAGAAGUGGAAAAAAUUAGAGGAAAAGCAGACAAGAUGUUCCAGACAUCUCUGCAGCUACUGAUUGUCGUGAUACUUUUGUGCCUGUCAUGUGCAGAAGAUGAGUUGGAUCUUUGUGAACCUCAGAAGGCCUUCAGAGGCUCCUGCUACGAGUUUGUGGCAAAGGAACUCUCCUUUUUUGAUGCUCAGUCGUGGUGUGAGGAACACGGAGGACAUCUGACGUUCAUCCCGGAUGAAGACACACAGAUGUUUCUUCAGAAACAAGUGAACUCUGACAUUGACAUAUGGCUGGGCGUAGCAUCAUCAGCUUCUGCAAACAUGCUAUAUCCUGCAGCAACUGAUGGCACACUUUCCUGGCUGGAUGGUUCACACCUCACCUACUCAAACUGGGCAAGCACCCCACAGCCAGGAGCAGUGUGUGGACACGUUUUAAAAAACUCCGGCUUCCAAUGGGAAGUCACAGUUGACUGCAAUAAAAAGCUGAAUUUCAUUUGCCAGUUUGAUGCAGCUCGGUCAAUUGUGUGCACAGGUCAGAACGAAACUCUGCAAUGUGACUCAGCUCAAGUGUUAAAAAUAGACGCGGGAUUCUUGGGACGCAAGAGCAUCCAUUAUUGUCAGCCUUGGUACUCUCCACCAGCAAACCCCUCACAACAGGACUGUGGGUGGGUGGAUGUUGUCGAUUUACUCCAAGAUCAGUGCCAAGGGCAUCAGGUUUGCCAUGUUGAUGAAGUCCUGAGUUCCUUGAGUGAACCCUGCCCUCAGAUGGGAAGUUACCUGAUGGUAGAUUAUCACUGCAAAGAUGCUCUCACCUUGGACAUAAACAACGUGGCAGCUGUUUUUACUGACACCACAAUUAGUAUGAAGUGGCUUUUACAUUUUGCAGAUCCAGCCUGCAGGCUGAGCACGGGAGAUGGACACGUUUUCUCCUGGGAUGGAUCUGACAGCAGUGUGCAGCAUAAAUAUAUGGAUUCAGGCACAUUUGUUGUGUCACUUGAAUGCACCAGGAAAGAUAUCCACCUUGCAGUUGAGAAAAUGAUUUCCAUCCUGGAGCCUGUCACCGACAUCAGCGCCACACGGUGCUAUGUUGGACAUCAGUGGUUUGAUGCAAAUGAUUGUAAAGUCCUGUUUGGAGAAGCACUCAGCAUUCAAACUGAAGCUAAAACAGGUUCAAAUGUGAGCUACAGAAUCCAGUUUGGUGAAAGGAAUCUAACCGUUUCAUCUGUGAUCAGAGGAAAUGUUUCCCACAAUAUCACAAUGACGUCUGACAAUAUCAAGCAACUGGGGCCUGGAUGCCACCUGCUGACAGUUCAUGCAUCCAACAAGGUCACAUUCCCUGAAGCAACCACAGACCUGCAGGUGUGUGUUGUGGAGAAGGUAGCUGGGCUCCAGGCCCACAUGCUGAUGAAAAAAGGCAAGUGUCUGGACGUUGGCGACGUUUCCGUUGGAGUUUCCCUGGAGCAGGGAGCGCCUGUGCUGCUGCUUUUCUCUGUGACUGGAUAUAAUGUCACGUUCUACAAAACCAUAGAAAUGAACACAAAGAAGGGAGUUUUUCACAUUGAACUGCCAAUUCAAGGAAGUGGGCAAGUGAGACUCAGAGCAACAAAUCAUUUCUCCUCUAUGGAAGUGGACGUAAAUACGUCUGGUUCUGGAGACAGUGACACAUCUGUUAAAGCCUUUGGCAGGACUUACAAGACGAGAACCAAGAAGGAAGAAAAACACUUGAGAGUUGUCAGAAACCCAGUGACUAUUGAAGCAGAUCCUUCACCAACUGUGACAAACAAAUUUAAAAGUAUCCAUCUCUCCAUUAGUGAUCCAUCUGCACUUUCAGGUUCACACAAACGACACCUGUGGCGAUGCACGAAUCCUUGUAAGUGUGCAGGAAAUUUCAACAAACUGACACACACCAUCACUGAAGACUGCCUUCCAGAACCAUUUGAAUUUUUUAGGUAUCAUUUUAUUGUGAUAGAAAACAAUGUGGAAACUGAGACAGACUCCAUAUGCAUCACGUUGACUGCACAUAAAUUGGAACAUUGGAUAACACUCACCUGCACCAGCGGCUGUGACCCAGUACAGACAAACAGAGAUGCAACAAUUACAAUGACCUGCUUUCCUGGUUGUCCGACCGUGGUGUGGAGCAUUGAGGAUCCACAAGAUUACACAAACUGGCCUACAGAGACCAGAAGCUGCUACAGAGAGUCUGAGAAAAGGCCACUCACACAGACGCAGCAUGGUGGGACUGAGUACACUGUGAGCCAACACAAGCUCAGCCUGGCCGAGAGUCAGGGUCAAGAUGUCACUGUGGUAGUGACCACUGGGAUAAAUAUGCCAAUGUUCACAACGUACACCAUCAAGACGUCGUCGUCGUCGUCCGUGGUGAGUCCAACUCCCUCCACAGAGGGCGCAGCUGCUACCACUACAGCCGCAGCUGUGGGAUCCACCGACGCUCCGGUCACACCACCUACCAGCACCUCUGCCUCCAUCAGUCCUGACGGUCUCUCAUGUAGCAUCGUGCCCUCACUGGGAUCAGUCCUCCAUCCUUUCGACAUAAGCUGUAGCACCAACGUUCCCUGCUCCGGUUGUCUG
This is a messenger RNA of Cynoglossus semilaevis (tongue sole), 2966 nucleotides long. Its product is annotated as polycystic kidney disease protein 1-like 2. The record is from RefSeq and is a predicted model, not a curated record. The annotation marks the transcript as partial. The transcript has 14 exons. Gene Ontology annotation, molecular function: carbohydrate binding. NCBI's taxonomy places the organism in Eukaryota, Metazoa, Chordata, Actinopteri, Pleuronectiformes, Cynoglossidae.